GAUUUAGGCUGCAAGGAUCAUCGGGUGAGACUAUUGAGGUAGUCUCAUUUGAUGCCUAAGGUACCUGGUAAGAUAUACACGUGCAGGCAGCCGCAAUCGGUACGCAUUAGGCAACCUUUUUGGGCGCACCUCAACCACAGCCUCAUAUGAAGUACUCAAACUAUACCUUACCUUUGACAUUUCUCCACCUUGAUUUCAACUAUCUCAACCUUUCAUACAUUUUGUUGGAUCCUAGUAAAGACCAUGGCGUCGUCGCUCAACACCCUUCCCUCCGAGCUCCUCGAGGAAAUCAGCUGGUGCCUUGCCCCAUCGCUGGCAUCUAUCAACAGCUUCGCGCAGACCUGUCGCUUGUCGUACUCCGCUGCGAACAGGGUGCUGUAUCGCCUAGAUGGCGCGCAAGGAAGUAGGGCUCUGCACUGGGCUGCCAGAACGGGCCAGUUGUCCACAGCCUCACUCUCCCUCGACAACGGCAGUGAUAUCAACGCUCAAGAAGACAGUUGGAAAUUUCGCUCGCCUUUGGGCCUUGCUGCCGAGUUCAACCAGGUGGCUCUGCUCAAUCUGCUUAUUUGUCGAGGCGCGGAUGUGAACAGGCACUGCGAGGGUACAUGCAGACCCGGGGGCAAAGGCUACCUUGACUUGGCGCCUCUUCUCAUUGCGGCACGAAAUGGGCACCCUGAAUGCGUACGGAGAAUUAUUGCUGCGGGAGGCCGUGAGGACGUUAUGGACUUGGCACAGUUCGACAAAACCUUGGUUGCUUCCCGGGACGUGAUGCCAUCUGGCACUGGCGACUAUACCGCUGUACUAAGCAUUUUCCUGGACUACUGGAUAACCAGAGGAGGACCGAGCGACCCCAGCUGCCGAGAGGCGCUUCGUUGGGCUAUUGGAAGAAACCGGAUCGAUUGCGCCCGGCUUGUUCUUGAUCGUGUUGUUUCUCCGCUAGAUGCAAGCACCAUCGAAAUCGCAGGCUGGCCGCUCUUUGACGCUGCCAUGCAGGGUCAUCUGGACGUCGUCAGGAUGUUGGUAGGGGACUAUAACAUUCCCCCUGAUUACACGCCUCUUCCAAAUCUAGAGACGCCACUCUACUGGGCUGUGAUGUGCGAUGCACAACCCUUGGUAGAGUACCUUUUCCAAGCUGGCGCCGAUCCCUCCAAAGGCACCGACUCGCAAACACCUCUCCGCCUCGUCCUCGAGAAAGGGGACAUGGUCACACUGAAGAAGUUCCUGUCGUACUGCGAGAGUGACGAGGCUCGUCGUCGCCUGGCCAGCUCCGCGUUCGUGCUUGCCGUGUCUCAAGGUCUGCGCGGAGCCUCCCAGCUCCUACUCAGCUACGGUGCCGACAUGGAGACGAUUGACAGUGAUGGCGUGACCGCGCUAUGGUACGCGAGCACUCUUGACGACGCGACUUUGUUUGAUGUACUCAUGGCCAGAGGUGCAAAUGUGAAUCCACCCGGCGCGGUGAAGCCCCUUCACGAGGCUUCUUCGCGCGGUACCAAGGCGCCGAGAGUACAAAAGCUGAUCGAAGCCGGGGCAGACGUGGACGCCAAGGACACGGACGGCUUGACGCCUCUCAUGUACGCGUGCAAGGCGGGCCACUUGGGGGACGCAAGAGUGGUGAAGCUGCUGCUCGAUGCCGGUGCUGACCCUCGCGCCACGGACAAUGUUUCUUACUGUGCAGUCUCGUAUGCCAUGGCGGCAGGGCGGCCAGAUUUUGUGCGAAUGGUCCUCGCCAAGGGUGGGCAUGUCAAUCUGGGCGUGGAUGGAAGGGAAGAGCUCUACCUGCCAAGUGCAGUUCGGUCCGGUGCCUUUGAAUUUGUCAAACUCCUUGUCGAGGAGUGUGGCGCCGACAUCACGGUCAAGGAUGCUGGGGGAGAGUCAAUCCUGAGGCGAGCCAUCUAUGAGGAGGAUGUUCAGAUUGUGAAAUUCUUGCUUGACGCUGGUCAUGAGAUUGCGGAGGGAGACUUGGAUGUUGCCCGCGAACGAGGAUGUACACAGAUCCGAGACAUAUUGCAAAGGAAGGCAACUGCUCGCCUGAACUAGCAGCGUUGGCAUUGUCUUGCAACGGCAAUGUGGUUCACAUCCAUGGCCCUCGUCACGUAGGCAGAGUCGUGUUAAUGACCAGGAGUCAGGACGCAGUGCAGCGACCCCGAUCUCGUCACCAGAUCAAGGGGCAUUUGCCACAUCUAAGAACCCUACCAGUCAUCGCCCAGUAGGGAUCCAUGAUGUUGCCCCAGGCCCAGGGUCUAGAGAUCUUGACUCAUGCUACUGCG
Messenger RNA from Emericellopsis atlantica, 2267 nucleotides. Its product is annotated as ankyrin repeat-containing domain protein. The record is from RefSeq and is a predicted model, not a curated record. Gene Ontology annotation, molecular function: protein binding. The transcript has a single exon. NCBI's taxonomy places the organism in Eukaryota, Fungi, Ascomycota, Sordariomycetes, Hypocreales, Bionectriaceae. Bases 244 to 2037 code for a protein of 597 amino acids. Gene Ontology annotation, biological process: regulation of barbed-end actin filament capping. Gene Ontology annotation, cellular component: nucleus; cytoplasm.